Messenger RNA from Astyanax mexicanus (Mexican tetra), 1571 nucleotides. Its product is annotated as interferon-induced protein 44-like. The record is from RefSeq and is a predicted model, not a curated record. The transcript is spliced from 8 exons. The coding region runs from base 1 to 1101 and encodes 366 amino acids. NCBI's taxonomy places the organism in Eukaryota, Metazoa, Chordata, Actinopteri, Characiformes, Acestrorhamphidae.
AUGGGAAAUACAGCACCUGAAUUUAAAACCCAUCUGCCUGCUCAGCUAAUCGUGCGGGCUGGUGAACGUAUUGUCCUUAAGUGUGAAGUGAACCCAACUGAAAUAACAGCAACCGUCAAGAAGAAUGAUCAUGAACUGAAAUUGGUGCAUGGGAAACACAUUCUUAAACAAGAGGUAACAUUAUUAAGCUUAGAAAUCCUGAACGCUGAGGAGGGAGAUGAAGGGAAGUACACCCUGGUUGUGACGAACAACAAGGGUAGUGAUUCGUGCUCCAUCAUGGUCAUUGUUGAACUCAAGCCAUGGAGAGCUAUACCAGAAUCACAAGAUGAAAUGUUGAACUUCCUGAGAAAUUAUGAGAUCUGUGAAAAAGUCCCAGAGCUUCGUUUUCUCCUGCAUGGACCAGUAGGAGCAGGAAAAUCCAGCAUCAUCAACACCAUCAAGAGCAUUUUUGAAAAUCGACCGUAUCACCUCUCUCUGGCUUCUGCAGCGUCUGGUAAAAGUUUUACUCUAGAAUAUCACAAGUUCCCCAUUGGAAGUGAGCUCUCUGGACAAGUACCCUUCGCCUUCUAUGAUGUAAUGGGUCUAGAAGAGGGAAAAAGCCACGGAAUGCACACUGAUGACAUCAUCAGUGCUUUAAAGGGACACAUACCAGAAGACUAUGAAUUUCAGCCACAUGCAAUGACUAAAGAGGACAAGAGGUACAUCAGCGACCCCACUCUCAGAGAUAUGAUCCACUGUCUCGUGAGCGUAUUACCGGCGGAUAAAGUCACGAUAAUGUCCAACUCCGUCAUUGAUAAAAUGAAGACUGUCAGAGCGGCGGCGAGCGCAUUAGGAAUGCCUCAAAUGGUUUUCAUGACCAAAGUGGACGAGGCUUGUCCCAUGAUAAAGAACAAUCUCAGCAAGGUCUACCAAAGCAAGAAGAUCAAAGAAAAGAUGCACGAGUGCAGUAACAGGUUAGGCGUUCCUAUGAACUGCAUUUUCCCUAUGAAAAACUACCACGAGGAGACCGUUCUAAGUGAGUCGGUAAACCUCCUGAUGCUGGAGGCUCUGAAACAGAUCGUCAUCGCCGCCAACGACUAUGUGGAAAAAUCCAGCAAGUAAAGUAGAGCAUGUUCCUGGCACUGUUUUGUGUAGGUGCAUUGGGUUAUUUGUAUUAUUGUUAGUAGUAUUACAGGACUUCUGCUUGGCACCCAGUAGGCCUUAUGUAUGGUCAUGUAGAGGACCUGGGUUUCCAUCUCUUACCAUGUCUUGUCAGGCGAGCCCCUAUGCUACAAAACAGGAACGUAGUGGAUGAUUCUCCUGCAAACUAGCUAAAUCAGCUUAUACUAUACAAAAUAUUAUCCACGUGUAUCUUUAUCUUUAAUCAGAGUUUCUACUUUGUCUACAGAGCAGUGGCAUGAUGGGAAAUAGUAAUCAAACUGCGUUUUUUUUACAUUAAACUGCUUUAAAGUCACCAUUAUGGUUGCAGUACAGACGCAGAUGAAGGAAAGUCUCUGUGGACACGUCUUUAGUUGCAAGUCAAGAUAUUUUCAGCCAAAUUUGACAUCCCAUGCUCUUUGUCCCCGGCUUCC